UCAUGCAUACUGAAGAUGUAUUCUACCAUUGGGCUACAUCUCUGCCCCUCCAUAAACUUAUGCUCAUGGUCUGACAGAAGGAGUUGGCACUGUAGUGGGUGGGGGUCUAGUUCCUGGGAAGCUCUAGGACAUGACUUCAUCUGGUAUAAAACACUGGGCAAGUUCAUAACUCAAAAUCUCCCCUAUUUUAUAGAGACACCCACAGCUGUUGAGAGAAAGGAGAGGCCUCUUCCAAGACUUAACAUUCACUCUGGAUUCUGGAUUUUGGCAUCCAUCGUUGUGACCUAUUACGUUGAUUUCUUUAAAACCUUUAAAGAAAAUUUUCACACCAAUAGUUGGUUUCUCUUUGGUGGGGCCUUGUUGUUUGUCAGCCUGUCAAUUGCAUUUUACUGCAUAGUCUAUCUGGAAUGGUAUCGUGGGAUUGAAGAAUAUGACGUCAAGUACCCAACGCUGGUGCCCAUCACAACCGCAACUUUCAUCGCAGCAGGGGUCUGCUUCAACCUGGCUCUGUGGAAUGUGUGGUCAUUUUUCACUCCCUUGCUGCUGUUCACCCAGUUUAUGGGGGUCGUGAUGUUCAUCUCACUCCUCGGAUGAGCUCCAGACUUAAGAACAUGACCAUUUAAAGUGAACAAAGCGUCCAGCUUGUCCGCUGACACAAAGGAGAAGCUCACUGUGCACUAGUGUCUCUGAAGUGAGUUGUUUCCAUGGAAAAAUGGUGACUUUCUAGAUCUGCUGUGGAAAUCAGAAUAAAUGAUCUUUCUCUUGGGUGUUCAAAACAAGUGAUUGAUUUUCAGCAGUUUGUGUUAGACAGAGCUAUUGAGCAGCAAGCGUUAAUCUGUCAGAUUUUGGAGACGGUAGUGGCUCCUCACAGGAGCACAGUCCCACAGGUUUACAGAGUCUGGCCCAUCUACUUGAAGGCUAGCUGCCCUUGUAUAGGUGGUUGGGUGAAGCAUGACAGAAUCGUGUUGCCACUGUUAGUAGUCAUUGGAGAGCUCGUAUUUGUCACAGCUUUUUAGGUAAGAGGACCGAAUGUGUCUUAUGGUUUCCUGUUAUUCUGGAUUUUAUCUUAUGUAAGUUAUUGGGUUUUUAACAUUUUUCAACUUAAGUUCUUUUAAUAAUGUUCAAGUAUAUAUACUUUUUUUCUGUAACAUCAAUAAAAUAUUUUUAUAACUUU
Messenger RNA from Rattus rattus (black rat), 1174 nucleotides. RefSeq names its product transmembrane protein 128 (gene Tmem128). The record is from RefSeq and is a predicted model, not a curated record. Lineage: Eukaryota; Metazoa; Chordata; Mammalia; Rodentia; Muridae. The coding region runs from base 16 to 594 and encodes 192 amino acids. The transcript has 4 exons.